Molecule: messenger RNA, 9719 nt
Organism: Nothoprocta perdicaria
Lineage: Eukaryota; Metazoa; Chordata; Aves; Tinamiformes; Tinamidae
Gene: TNRC18
Product: trinucleotide repeat containing 18
Exons: 28
Coding region: 52-8835 (2927 amino acids)
Molecular function (GO): chromatin binding
Source: RefSeq, a predicted model, not a curated record
AGAGGGGGCCCCGCCUGCGAUCCCGGAGGACUCCUCGAAGGCGGCGGGUGGAUGAUGGAUGGCCGAGAUUUCGGGCCCCCCCGCUCGGUGCACGGUCCCCCGCCGCUGCUCUCGGCGCUGGCCAUGGAGAGCCACCGGCUGGCCCCCGCCGCCGGCCGCCUGGCCCCCGCCGCCGGGCCGCUCGCCGCGGGGCUGCCGGCCGCGCUGCCGCCCGGCAAGUUCCUCGCCUCGGGCAUCAGCCUCCACUCGCACCCCGGCUUUUCCCAUCUGCCGAGCGGGCUGUACCCGUCCUACAUCCCGCUGAGCCACCUGGAGCCGCCCAGCGCCGGCAGUCCCCUCCUGGCGCAGCUGGGCCAGCACAGCCUCUUUGAGUCGCAGAAAGAUGGGUUCUACCUGUCGGGCCAUGCGGGCCAGUCGGCUCUGCACGCGCAGCCACCCCUCUCAAGGAGCGCGGGCAGCCACACGCCGAGCGCACUGCUGCGGGAGAAGGAGCUGGGGCAGCUGCACAAGAGCUCCAAAGAAAGCCUGAAAGACCCCGGUGGGAAGGAGCGGGGCUGCCGGAGCGACCUGCCCUUGCCCUUUGCCAAAAAGGAGGGCAAGGCCAAGGAGGAGCCGCGGCCGCGCAGCGUGGUGGACCUCACGCAGGACGCCAAGCCAGAGGGCGAGCGCAAGGCCAGUGUGGUGGAGAAGGUGGUGAAGGCCGGCGAGCGCCUCUCGCCCUUCCUGGCCGAGCACGCGGCGAGCCGCGGCGGCGGGGAGCCCAAGUCCAAGAACCCGCUGCAGAGCUCUUCCCUCAGCAACUGCAAUGGCGGCGGCGACGGCGCCGUGCUGAAGGCGCUGGGCGCCGAGCAGGAGCGCUGCGCCAAGGACGCCGCCCGGCACGACGAGAACGUGCGGCCGGCGGCGCACGCGCACGCCGAGCGCCUCAAGCGCGGCGAGCCCCUGCUGCCCGCCGUGGGCGCCCUGCACGUGCCCUGCGGCUGCUCGUCACCACACGCCGCGCCGCCCAAGAUGGCGCCCGCCGCCGCCUUCCCACCGCAGCCCGUCCAUUCCGGCGUCUACACCAUCUUCCCGCCGGCCAAGGAGCUGGGCAGGGAGCACAAAGUCAUCGCCCCCACCUUCGUGCCUUCGGUGGAAGCCUACGACGAGAGGAGCGGGCCCAUCCAAAUCGCCUCGCAGGCCCGCGACGCCAAGGCGAAGGACAAGGAGCUGGGCAAGGCGGGCGUGCUGCAGUCGCCUGCCGAGCGGUGCCUUGCCGAUGCCUCCCGCACGCUCCUCUCGCAGGACUUCUCUUGCCACAGCGAUGCCAAAAGGAUGGAGGCGCUGAGGGAGAAGGGCUCGGUGAUCAGGGCCACCUCCAUGGCGCUGAAGAGGCAGGUGGCUUCGGAGCCCUUCCUCAACCGGCCGGGGCUGGGCUCUCCGGAGAGCAGGGAGUUCCUGGCCUCCAAGGACUUGCUGAAGCCGAGUCCGGAGGCGGAACAUCGCCCCUGCGACCGGGAGCGCUUCCAGCGGUCCAGCUCCAAAGAUGCAGCGAAGGUCUACAGCACUUUGGACUCCUCCCGGCAGCACCUGGAGCACGGCCAGCUGAAGCCGCCCGAGCAGAAGUGGAAGCCCUUUGAGAUGGGCAACUUUGCCACCACGCAGAUGGCGGUGCUGGCCGCGCAGCACAACCACGUCAGCCGGGCGGAGGAGGAAGCCAAGAAGGUCUACCUUGACCCCAGCGGCCUGCCGCGCUCCUCCGUGGUGGGCUCACGGGGUGCCGCGGACGUCCUCCACCCCGCGUCCCACGGAGAAGGGUCGGCCAUGCAGAGCCUCAUCAAGUACAGCGGCAGCUUCGCCAAGGAGACCACGGCCCGGCAGAGCUGCGGCAAGAAGAGCCCCUUCGGUGGCCUGGGCAACAUGAAGUUGGACUCCUCGCAGCUGGGGGCCUCCAAAGUGCAGCAGCUGUUGUCGCAGCAGCCCGCGAAGCAGCUGAAGAGGGACCCCGAGAGACCCGAGAGCGCCAAGUCCUUUGGCCGCGAGAGCAUCGGCUCCCAGGGCGAGGUGGAGGUGAGGCACUUGCCCGUGGGCAUUGCUGUGGCCGUGGCCCGGCAGAAGGACAACAGCAGCAGCAGCAGCAAGCUGGGGUCCAGCCUGGCAGACCGCGAUCGCUCGCUGUCCCUCGGCAGCAUCAAAGGGCACGGACGCUCGGAGGAGGACUGUGGCGAUGAGAGGAGCCGCCACCGGGACAGCCACCUCCUGGCAGGGCGCUUGGAGCGGGAUCAGGAGAAGCUGCUCAGAGAGAGCAAGGAGCUGGCGGAUUUUGCUCGGAUCCACCCCUCGGGCUGUGCCACGAACGGCUUGAACUCCAACCUCAUGGUGACGGGAGGCCCGGCCCUGCCGGGCUCCGGCCGCUGGUCGGCAGACCCGGCUUCGCACUUGUCGGCUCAUCCCUGGCUCCCACGGACAGGGAGCCCCUCCAUGUGGCUGGCCGGCCACCCCUAUGGACUUGGCCACCCUUCCCUGCACCAGGGCAUGACUCCAGGCUUCCCCCCUGCCAUGGGGGGAGCUCUCCCCUCCGCCUACCAGUUUGCCAGAGACCCGCAGUCAGGACAGCUUGUUGUCAUCCCCAGUGAGCACUUGCCGCACUUUGCGGAGCUGAUGGAGCGGGCGCCGCCGCUGUGGCCUGCCAUGUACCCCCCGACGCGGAGCUCCCUGCAGCACGCGCACCAGCUGCAGCUCCUGUCCCACCAGCAGCUGCUGAGGCAGCACGAGCUCUACAUCCUGCAGCAGCAGGCGGCCCACGCCAUGGAGCUCCAGAGGAGCGCCCAGCUCGUGGAGAGGUUGAAAGCGAACGAGCAGCGCGCAGACAUGGAAGAGAAGGUGACAAAGCGCAGCCUGGACACCGCCAAGUCAGGCCUCUCCUCCUCUGCGCCGGGCCUGGUGCACCGCAAGCCGCCCGUGCUGUCCCCCAGCGCCUCCACGUCCUACAGCAAGGCUGUGAGUCCACCCCCCCUCUCUCCCAGGGCCUCACCCGUGUCUGUGCUCAAAGCUGAGGUGAUCCAAAAGAUGGAGGAGCCACCUUCGCAGCCAGCCUACUCCUACCCCGCCACCCCCAGCUCCCAUCCUUCCAGCCCGCCCCCCGCCUCUCCACCCCCUGCCCCUGCCAUCCCUCCAAAGGAAGAGGCGCCCGAGCCCGUGGAGAAGAAAGAGCUGGAGCUGGAAAAAGAGGCUGCCGGUCCCUUUCAGGCCUUGUUCCCAGAGAUCCCCCCGGGAUACCCGUUCCAGUCCCUGCCUCCUUCCUUCGGGAGGCACUAUCCCUACCUCCUGCAGCCCGCCGCAGCGUCCGAUGCGGACGGCCUGGCUCCUGAUGUGCCGCUGCCUGCCGAAGGCUCUGAGCACAUGGAGCUUUCUCCAGAGGUCAAGCCCAUCCACCUGUCUCCGUCCAAAAUGCUAGAGCCCAUCCAAGCAGCAGCAGAGGAGGAGUCCUUGGAAGAGAGGGUGAAGUCAGAGGUGCAGAUGGAGGAAAGUCAGGAGGACAUGUGCGAGCAGGACAUGGGCACUCUGAACAUCGCCACCUCCGCAGCCGUCCCGGUGCCCAACGUGGACAACUGCAACCUCCUCUUGCAUCAAGGUGAAGCCCUGGGUGCUAUGGAGCAGGACCAGGAAGACCUCCAGAGCUGCCCGCCCCCUUACCAGGUUGUGGCCUGCCCAGCAGAAGCAGAGGCCCAGGCAGAGGCUGGGAGCAGAGCAGAGACCUGCUCCAUGCACAUGGACUAUGAGGGCUCGCUUGUGCACGCGGAGAGUGAGCCACCCCACAUGGACUUGGCGACACAGCGGGAGGAGGCCUCGGUAUCCAUGGAUCUGCAGAGUGGGGAUGUGCCCCGUGGCAGGGAGUUUCCCAGCCUGCCCCCUGAGGAGCGGGAGCAGGGUCCGGAGAUCGCUUCCUACACGGAUGGGGAGAUCUCUUGCCAGAUGCCAGCUCUGGACAUCAAGCCGGGCGACCCGCUGGCUGGGAUGAACGCUUUGGUGGCCGCCACAGAGAUGCCCCAGGCUUGUUCCUUGCUGACUCCUGCCAGCGUCACUCCGUCCCAGGUGAAGAUGGAAGUGUUACCUGACCAGGCUUUGGAGCACUCCUUCCUGCAAGGGAUCACUUUGCUGAGCGAAAUUGCAGAGAUGGAGCUGGAGAAGCGGAAGCAGGAGAUGCAAACAGGUCCAGAGAGUUUCCCUGUCCGGCCAACACUGGAGAGUUUACUCGCUGCCAGCACCCACAUGCUCAUGGAAGUGCUUUCUACCCCCUUUAUGGAAAGUCUGAAAACCAUCCGGCUGCCUCGAGAGCUGAAUCCCAACAAAAAGUACAGCUGGAUGCAGAAGAAAGAUGAAUCCCUGUACUCCAUCAAAUCAGCCAUCGAGAACAUGGAUGCCAUGGAGCUGGACUACAGGAUGCGGCUGGCGGAGCUGCAGCGGCGAUACAAGGAGAAGCAGCGGGAGCUGGUGAAGCUGCAGCGCCGCAGGGACUCCGAGGAAAAGCAUGACGAGAAAAGUAGAAGCUUGGCGAGAAGAGGCCCUGGAAGGCCCAGGAAGAGGAAACUUGGAUCAAGCGCUCUGUCGCCCAUUAAGGAGAGAGGGAAGAGUGACAGCAAGAGUGGAAAACUGAGCAAGUCCUUGUUGCUCUCUGAAGACUCCGAGACUGGUGAGGGCAUGAAGAAGAGGCACAAAGGGGCCCUCCCUGAGGAGGAUGAUGAUGUGGACAGCAGCAGUGGCAAGAUGAAAGGGAGAAACCAGAGCUGGGAAGAGCACGAUGUGACUCCCAGCUUCUCAAAUGAGUUGAAGCUCAAGAAGAAGAAAGUGCCAUCAGAUCAGGAGCAGCUGGCCAGCAAGCUUGACAAGGCCUUGUCGCUCACCAAGCAGGACAAGCUCAAAUCCCCCUUCAAGUUUGCCGACAGCUCUGGGGGGAAGACAAAAUCGAGUGGAGGUGGCAGCAGGUACCUCCCACCCCAUGAGACCCUGCCGAGCAAGGAGGAGAAGAAGAAUCUGGCCAAGAACCUGGGCCUGUCGCUUAAAACCGCCAAGGAAGGUAAAAGCAAAGUGGCUGCCAAAAUGAAGAAGAUGGAGGUGGGGUUAAAAGUCAAAAAUCAGCUCAAGGUUUCCCAUUCACCAGCAAUAUCUGAAGUUAGCAGCUACUCCUAUAAUACGGACUCGGAGGAGGAGGGAUCGCUGAGGGACGAGUGGCCAGCACAGUCCCCGUGCGGCUCCAAGCCCAGGCCGCCUGGCCUCUACAGCGCAGCGGCCAGGAAGGGCGGCAAGGCGGCCGGCGGCCUCAAGGCAGCCGCCCGCGGGCUGGCGCCCGGCCGGACUCUCAAGGCCAAGGCGGCCGCCGGGCGGAAGCAGCCCUUUUGCUUGCUGCUGCGGGAGGCCGAGGCGGGAUCUUCCUUCAGCGACUCCUCGGAGGACUCGUUUGAUCAAGAUUCCAGCUCGGAGGAGGACGAAGAGGAGGACGAAGAGGAAGAGGAGGAGGCAGAGGGUUAUGGCACGGACGGCACCGACAGGCCUUCGUCGCCCGCCCUCGAUGAGAGCGGCCUGGGCCUGCUAGCGAGGUUUGCCGCCAGCGCCAUGCCCAGCCCCAUCGUCCCCCCGCCGCUCUCCAUCGUCCAGCUGGAGGCCAAGCAGAAGGCGAAGAAGAAGGAGGAGCGGCAGAGCCUGAUGGGGACGGAGUUCGAGUACACGGACUCAGAGAGCGAGAUCAAGAUCAGGAAGAAAUCGCCCUCAGGGCUGCUGCGGGGGAAGAAGGGGCCUCUGGACUCGAGCAGCAUCCCCCCGAGCCAGACCCCGAGCAGCCUCGACUCCGCAUCCGGGAGCACCGACAAGGCCAAGCUUGGGGCUGAGAAAGGCCGCAAGCUGAAGAAAUUCAAGUCCCCUAAGGACUUGAGCUUUGAGUUUGGACUGGAGGCCAGUGACGACGACCUGUGGAACCGGCGCCGGAGCGAGCGGAUUUUCCUCCACGAUGCCACCAUGUCCUCGGCCAUGCUGACCCCUGCGGCACCUACCAGCUCCACUCCGGUCUCCAAGCCUGGGCGCUGUGGGAAGGGGGCACCCAUGAGCCCCAAAAAGGAGGGCAGCAAGGGCAAGGAGAGGAAGGAUAUAAGCAAGCAGCGGAAGAAGGGUAAAGAAGCACCCUGCUGCUCCUCCUCCUCCUCCAUGUCACCCCCUGGCAUCCCUAGCUCCCCAUCUGACGUCCGAGUCAGCCUGGCAAGUGCCCUUGGCUCUACCAAGAAGAGCAAAGCCAAGGUGAAAACCAAGGAGGUGAAGAAAGAGAACCGAGGGAAAGGAGGAGCGGUGAGCAAGCUCAUGGAGAGCAUGGCGGCUGAGGAGGACUUCGAACCCAACCAAGACAGCAGCUUCUCGGAGGAUGAGAACAUCCCACUGAGCAUGCUGGUGGAGCGGCCACCCACACCAGCUCCCCGCUCCUGCAUAAUUGACAAGGAUGAGCUGAAGGAUGGCCUGCGUGUCCUCAUCCCCAUGGAUGACAAGCUGCUCUAUGCUGGUCACGUCAAGACAGUGCAUUCACCUGACAUAUACCGUGUAGUGGUGGAGGGCGAGAGGGGAAACCGUCCCCACAUCUACUGUCUGGAGCAGCUCUUGCAGGAAGCGAUCAUUGAUGUGAAGCCUCCUUCUGUGCGAUUCCUGCCCGAGGGCACGAGGAUUGCAGCCUACUGGAGCCAGCAGUACCGCUGCCUCUACCCGGGGACGGUUGUCCGAGGAACCCUGGAUCUGGAGGAAGAUGGUGAUCUCAUCACGGUAGAGUUUGAUGAUGGGGACACAGGACGCAUCCCGCUGUCUCACAUUCGGCUUCUGCCACCUGACUACAAGAUCCAGUGUGCUGAGCCCUCCCCAGCCCUCUUGGUGCCCAGCACCAAGCGCCGUAGCCGCAAAUCCAGCAAGGAUACUGGAGAAGGAAAAGAGGGAGCAGCGCUAGGGUCGGAGGAGACCGUGUCGAAAGGCAAAGGGCGUGGGAGAAAGCCAAGUGUCAAGGCCAAAGCUGAAGAGGCCACCUUGCCGGAAGAGAAAGAUCAGGUUGAUUCUCCGCCUGGUGCCUCUUCAGCCCCGGAGAAGCCACCCUGCCUGGGCAAACCAAGUGUGAAAGGGUCCCGAAAGUCCCAGUCGCUGCCAGCUGGAGGCUCUCCUGCCCCCACAGAGGAGAAGCGGUUGAAGGGCAGCAAAAUGAAGAUCUCCACCAAGCUGCACAGCCCUCCACAGCCCGCCUACCAGCCUGCUGUGUUCGGCAGCGUCCUGAGCGCAGAGCCCUACAGCGACCUCCCAGGGACACUGGCCGCCUUUGGCUCUGGUGACACCUCAGCAGCAAAAGCCAAGUCCAAGAAGGGACGGGCCACAGAAGAGACACAGGAGUUUGGCACCAUGGCCAAGGCUCAGAGGAAGCAUGACAGCGAAAUCCUCAUCAAACUGGACCACGAGGGCGUGAUGUCUCCGAAAACCAAGAAGAUGAAGGAGGCCAUGAGGAUGCUGGAGGACUCAAACCUGGCGAGUCGCCGGGACAGUAAGAGCCUCUUGGGGCUGGGCUAUUCCCCUGCCAUGGGUGCCGAGGGCAAGCAGAAGUCUUCCCGAGGCAAGGGAGCUGAGGGAGACCCUUGUCCUGCCAACUUUUCAGGGAAGUUUGAGGGCUCAGGUGAAAGCCUGACCGCCUCCAAGGACCAGGAGGACAAGACAGCAGCUCCAGCAGCUGUGGAGGAGUCGGAGAGCAAUAGCAGUGACAGCAGCUCGGAGUCAGAGGGCGAAGAGGAGGCCGAGAAGAACCAGGGGGAGGCCCAGGACAGCAGCUCAGCCAGCUCGAGAGCAUCCACCCCUCUCUCUUCUUCCAACUCCUCCUCCUCUUCCUCUUCCAGCAGCAGCUCUUCCUCGUCCUCCUCCUCCUCCUCUUCAUCUGCCUCAUCGACUUCCUCUUCAUCCAGCUCCAGCUCCUCUUCCUCCUCCACCACGGACGAAGACUCCUCGUGCAGCUCCGAUGAUGAGGUAGCAGAGGCCCAGCCGAGCUCCUCCGUGCAGCCGAGCCUCCCUGCCAAGCAGCCCAAGCAGGCGGGCAAAGCCCGGGCCUCCUCCCACGCGCAGAGCCAGAAGCAGCCGCCGCAGCCGGCGCCGCCGCAGCCGGCGCCGCAGCCGAGCGGCAACAAGAGCAGGCCCAAGAAGCGGGAGGGCAUCCACCUGCCCACCACCAAGGAGCUGGCCAAGCGCCAGCGCCUGCCCUCUGUGGAGAACCGGCCCAAGAUUGCUGCCUUCCUCCCUGCACGGCAGCUCUGGAAGUGGUUUGGGAAGCCCACGCAGAGACGAGGAAUGAAAGGGAAGGCCAGGAAGCUCUUCUACAAGGCCAUCGUCCGGGGCAAGGAGAUUAUCCGCAUUGGCGACUGCGCCGUCUUCCUCUCAGCGGGCCGCCCCAACCUGCCCUACAUUGGCCGCAUCCAGAGCAUGUGGGAGUCCUGGGGGAACAACAUGGUGGUCCGGGUCAAGUGGUUUUAUCACCCAGAAGAAACCAACCCUGGCAAGAAACUCAAUGAAGGCAAGCGCUGGGAUCAGAAAUCCGGCAGGAGUCUGUCCACAGCGUUGCAGGCAUCCAACCAGAGGAAGGACUUCAUGGAGCGAGCCCUCUACCAGUCCUCUCAUGUGGAUGAAAACGAUGUCCAGACCAUCUCACACAAGUGUCUUGUUGUUGGUCUGGAUCAGUACGAGCAGAUGCUAAAGACCAAGAAAUACCAAGACAGUGAGGACCUCUACUACCUUGCAGGAACCUACGAGCCCACUACGGGCAUGAUCUUCAACACCGACGGGGUCCCUGUCAUCUGCUGACUGCCCAGGGGACACGUGCCACCCCCUGGGAAAGGACGGGACAAACCUGAGGACGUGCCUGUUCAGACGACAUGAUUGUUUCUUUCAAUGCUCAUGACUUCUGAGUCACACUACAGACAGGAGAGCGCGAGAGACAGCGAGGAGGAGGAGGAGGGAGAGGGCUGGAGAAAGGCUUUGGGGAAGCAGUUACAGGACUUGGGGAAGAUGCCCUUGGGUGGUGGUGAUGCCUGAAGCCUAAGGCUCUUCUGGAAGUGACUUUAAGGUGACACUCGGCCAACUUCUCCCUUCCUCCUUUUUGGUCCUGGAAAGCACAUGGGUCUCACGAUCAUUUCACCAGCGGACCCCUCGCCAGCAGGAGGGGGUCCCUUUUGUGUCAUUUGCCCCCAUCGUUUCCCCAGAAGCUGCCUGUGUGUGGAAGGCCACGCGCCGGCCUUCUGCAUCCGCCCUUCUCCGUCCAUAUAUUCCCUUUCCUGCUCAGUUUCGCAUGAUCCUUUAGGAAGGACAGGGUGGAAGAGAAAGCAGUGAGUCUCUCUCAGCGCCUCGUCGUGAUCCUCUCAGCGCCUUUUCACAGGGCCCCUUCCCUGGCAGCCCCCCAGCACGUAUGGAGCACAAAGGAGCAGAGCACGGAGACAGCAGGAGAGCUUCUCCGGGCUGGGGGGAAAGGGAGGCAGCAUUCCCGCUGCCUGGAGCAGAAGGGCUGAAUCCUCCUUCUCCUUCCCUUGGUGUCCCUGGGGGAGCCUCCCCCUCACAAGCACACGCUGAGGGGGGGGACACUUGGUGGACAAGGAACUCUUUGGAGCAUGCAGCACCUGGGAAGAGCUGCUUCCUGAGGCUUGAAGCAGAGGAGACCACAGGCCACCGGGAUAGAAGAGAUUCCACCUUCC